AUGGAGACGGUGGCGGCAGCCCGGCUCCCGCUGGGGCUCUGCAGCCUGCGCCUGAAGAAGCUCACCGUGCUGAAGGAGCUGGACAAGGAGCUAAGCUCCGUGCUCAUCGCUGUGAAGAUCCAGGGUUCGAAGCGAGUGCUGAGAUCCAAUGAAUAUGUCCUCCCACCAGGCGGCCUGAUGGAGACCGAGCUGGAGCUGACGUUCUCACUGCAGUACCCACACUUCCUCAAGAGAGAUGGCAACAAACUGCAGAUCAUGCUGCAGCGGAGGAAGAGGUACAAGAACCGCACAAUUCUGGGCUACAAGACCCUUGCAGUAGGCAUCAUCAACAUGGCUGAGGUGAUGCAGCACCCAACCGAUGGAGGGCAGCUGCUGGGACUCCACAGCAACAUGAAAGACGUGAACAUCCGGGUGGCCGAAAUCAGCAUCUAUUCUUUGUCUAGCCAGCCCAUUGACCAUGAGGAUGGGAGCGUCCCUUCUGGUCCUAAAAUCAAAGCUUCAGAUCGUUCUCCAGACAUCGAUAACUACUCUGAAGAAGAGGAUGAUAGCUUCUCCUCAGAGCAGGAAGCCAGCGAUGAUGCUGUACAGGGCCAGGAUCUUUUUGAUGAAGAGGACGACUUGAGAAAAACCAAGAAGGCCAGGAGGAAAAUGAUCCGAACCACCUCUAUGACCCGACAACCGAACUUCAAGCAGAAAUUUGUGGCUUUGCUUAAGAGGUUUAAAGUGACAGAGGAGGUCCUGGACUCUGACCCUGUGGACCAGACCCAAGAGGUAGAGGAAGACCUGGGCCUGCUCUAUGACAGCCUGGAGGAAUGCAAUAACAGCGACAGUGGCCCAGAGAUUGAGGACAACGAGAGUGUGCACAGCACGCCUAAGCCCACACUGAGGCGUUUCUUUGAGGGAGUCUCUCAUUCUGGUUCCCAGACUGAGAUCGGCAGUCUGCACAGCCAGAAAGGGCAGGAGCGAGAUUCGGGCAGCCCUGUGAGUUACACCAGCACCGCCGCCUCUCGGCCCCUUCCCACCCCAUCCAGCCCAGCAUCCCCAAAGUGCCUGCAGCCUUGCCCNNGGCGGGCCCCCCCCGCAGCCGCUGCACGCGAGGGCAGCAUGGACAGGCUGGGCCCUGGCGCCAAAGCUGAGCUGCCCGGUGCCAUGUCACCCAGCAAAACGGAGAGCAAGCAGCUGUGGCGGCCCCGCAGCACCUCUGUGAAAGACCGGCAGAGUUCAAAGGGACAGGGCGGCCGCACCAGCAGCCUGGACAGUGAGAGCUCUCCUGACUCGUGGCACAGCACCCAGGUGCCCCGCAAGUCUGUUUAUGAUCAGCUGAACCAGAUCCUGGUUUCAGAUGAGCAGCUCCCGGAGAGCAUCGUGCUGGUGAACGUCGCUGAGUGGCAAGGGCAGUACGUGAGCGAGCAGCUCCAGGCCCACAAGCAGCUGGUCAUCGCAACCUGCUCCGUGGCAGACAUCCAGGCAGCCUUCAACACCACCGUUGCCCGCAUCCAGCGAUACUGUAACUGUAACUCCCACAUGCCUCCCCCAGUGAAGGUAGUCGUGGCAGGGGACCAGAGCUACCUGAGUGUCGUCCUCCGCUUCUUUGUGGAGCAGCUGGCCAGCAAGACACCCGACUGGCUCAACUACCUCCGCUUCCUCCUUGUGCCCCUGGGCUCUCACCCCCUGGCCAAGUACCUGGCUUCGGUAGAUAACAAGUACAGCACCCUCUUCCUGGACACGGCGUGGCGGGAGCUCUUCAGCCGGGCCGAGCCGCCCAGCGCAGCGGUCCCCUACGGCAAGGAGACCGUGGGCACCCCGCCGCCCUCGCCCUCUGUCAGCAGCGGCCUCUCGGGUGCUGGGUCCCUGAGCCCCAGCGUGGAGGUGAUGGGACUGCAAGUGGACUACUGGACGACACAAGGGGCAGACAGGAAAAAGGAGGGCGAGAAGCGGGAGACGGGCAUCAAGAACACCCUCAAGAGCAACUUCCGCUCACUCCAGGUCAGCCGCAUCCCCAGCACCGGGGAGCUGCUGCCACCCAGCACCAUGGCCAUGACUGUGGUCACCAAGGAGAAGAACAAGAAAGUGAUGUUCCUGAGCAAGAAACCAAAGGAGAAGGACCUGGAGCCCAAAAGCCAAGUCAUCGAAGGGAUCACACGCCUCAUCUGCACAGCCAAGCACCAGAACACCAUGUUGCGAGUCUCCAUAGAUGGGGUGGAGUGGAAUGAUGUCAAGUUUUUCCAGCUGGCGGCACAGUGGCCAACGCACGUCAAGUACCUCCCUGUGGGCAUCUUUGGCUACUCAAAGAACGUGUGA
Molecule: messenger RNA, 2301 nt
Organism: Tinamus guttatus (white-throated tinamou)
Lineage: Eukaryota; Metazoa; Chordata; Aves; Tinamiformes; Tinamidae
Source: RefSeq, a predicted model, not a curated record